AUGAUGGAAGCGCAGAAGUACGUCGCGGUGCCUGCGGCUGCCGACCCUCUGAUGGAACUGCUGACAUCUUUUACAGGCAAACCAGAGAUUACUUCAGACUCAUUGGCUGCACUAUACAGCGUUACACUAUGUUUUACGCUCGAGGGAAGGAUUCUGUUCGGUUGGUUGAACGAAGAGGCUGAUGAGAACGCCCCGGUGAGAAUGACUCCAAUUCCUUUGGACGAUGGAGAGAAGCUCAGAGAUAACUGCAUAAGAAUAAUUUCUGCCAGCAAGUCUGUCGUUGAUUCUGCAAGUAGGCUUGUGGAAAAUGAGCGGCCUCACCCUGAGGAAGAGAUGGACGCAGUCCAAAUGAAGAUCAACGGCAAGGAGGUGUCCCUUUUUUUCGGUGAGAAAUACGCGGUUUGUUUUGUGUUGAGGUAA
Kuraishia capsulata CBS 1993 is the source of this 420-nucleotide messenger RNA. RefSeq lists its product as uncharacterized. NCBI's taxonomy places the organism in Eukaryota, Fungi, Ascomycota, Pichiomycetes, Pichiales, Pichiaceae. The coding region runs from base 1 to 420 and encodes 139 amino acids. The transcript has a single exon. The record is from RefSeq and is a predicted model, not a curated record.